AUGGCUGAGAAAAUAAUAAAAGAUUAUGAGCAAUUGUCAGAAAUAAGGAAAUAUUUGAUUAAAAAGGGACAAAGUAGGUAUAAAGGUUCUAUUGCGUUAAAUAAGUUGAACGAAGCCGAGAUAUAUUUAAAUAAUAGUAAAGAUAUAUUUUCUACAUUAAGUAAUAUAAAGGAUAAGUCGAAAAUAUCUUUAAUUACUGAAACAUAUGACAAAAUUUGUUCUUUAUUUGCAGAAAUAGCGAAAUUUUGUGUUACACCCAGCUUAGAGAUGAAAUCAGAAAAGAUGGAUUUUGAUUUGAAAACUGCUUGUAGCUUUAUACCUCUUUUAGAUGAUAGGGAAGAUACUACAAAACGAUUGAUUGAUGCUGUGGAAAUGUAUGCAGACAUGCUUAGUAGUGAAGGCCAGCAACUUUUAAUUAAAUUUGUCCUCAAGGAUGGACUUAAAAAUGAAAAGUUAAGUACGAUUAUAGCUGCUAGAAAUUACACAUCGCUAAAAGAAGCCAUUCAAGCGGCUAAGGAUGAAUCCACUCCAUCGUCAUCUACUCAGGCAGAGGUAAUGAAUAUUUCAUCUUUUCCUAGAGGUCGAGGUAGAUACAAUAAUCGUUCUUUUAGAUUCCAAACCAGAGGUCGAGGGUUCCAGACAAAUUACCACAAUUACAACAACAGAGGUACUAACUUCCAAAAUAAUAAUAACAAUUUUAAUAGAUAUCAAGGUAAUAGAUUCCAGUAUACGCCGCGAGGUAGAGGACAAAACAUGUUCUACAACAACAGAAAGAGAUACAACAACAAGAAAGGUAAUUUUAACAAUAGAAUAUUAGCGUUACAAAAUGAUAGGCCAGUACGAACUGCUGAUAACGUAGAACACCCAACUGAUGAGAGAGAGAGUAACCAGUUUUUUCGGACUUAA
Parnassius mnemosyne (clouded apollo) is the source of this 906-nucleotide messenger RNA. The record is from the annotation of a GenBank genome assembly. Lineage: Eukaryota; Metazoa; Arthropoda; Insecta; Lepidoptera; Papilionidae.